Colletotrichum fioriniae is the source of this 660-nucleotide messenger RNA. RefSeq lists its product as uncharacterized. Lineage: Eukaryota; Fungi; Ascomycota; Sordariomycetes; Glomerellales; Glomerellaceae. The record is from RefSeq and is a predicted model, not a curated record.
AUGUUUGAACGCAACACGAAGUCUCGAUUCGUUACCAUUGUUGUCAUAUACAUCACAGCGCUAUGGGGUGUAGCUUACUCCUUCAUCGCCUGGAUCCCCUGCCUUCCCGUAUCGGCCUUCUGGGACCUUGCAUCGACUACGGACACUCGAUGGGCAUUUGGUUCCCGCGACCCCAUUAUCUUUGCGAAAAGCUUUGAGAGCCACGUCGGCAUGAAUGUUGCACUGGACCUGAUUGUAUUUGCGAUACCUAUUCCCCUGUUCCUGGAGGCUGGAACUCGGACGAAGUCGCGCUUGGGUCUGCUUGGUCUGUUCACUAUGGGUGUUCUUGUGAACGUUCUUGGAAUCUUCCGUCUCAUCGGCAUUUCACACUCGAGAGCGGGCACUUAUCCGACCCUCGAUCCCAGCUGGUACGGCUGCGUGCCUAUCGUUCUCGCUGCCGUUGAGAUCAACUUGGCGACAAUUUGCGCCUCCUUACCCGUCUUCUGGCCCACCCUACAGAGUAGUAUCGGCCAAAUCUUCAUCACAAAAGAGAUUGAGAUUACAUCGGAGAUACGCCGUCUCAGCAGUAUUCGUGACGAGGAGGCCACUGCUGAGCUAUGCGACUUUUCGUCACCACAAAAACCGAGCAAGACCAUUUACAACGGAUCGAGCAUCCUCUAA